This is a messenger RNA of Populus euphratica (Euphrates poplar), 1604 nucleotides long. Its product is annotated as ATP phosphoribosyltransferase 2, chloroplastic-like. The record is from RefSeq and is a predicted model, not a curated record. Gene Ontology annotation, molecular function: magnesium ion binding; ATP phosphoribosyltransferase activity. Lineage: Eukaryota; Viridiplantae; Streptophyta; Magnoliopsida; Malpighiales; Salicaceae. Gene Ontology annotation, cellular component: cytoplasm. Gene Ontology annotation, biological process: L-histidine biosynthetic process. The transcript has 11 exons. Bases 196 to 1431 code for a protein of 411 amino acids.
GGAAGCUUUAUCAUUUGAAGGUUUCAAAGGGCAAUGUGUUUUGAAGCACGUGGUUAUCACCGUAAAUAUUUCAUUUUCCGACCAGGAGUGUAGCUGACAAAACAGCAGAAAGCCAAGAGAAUCAUAUACAGCAUAUCCAUCUUCUGCCCAGCUGCCUCAUCUCUCGCUUUCUCUCUUCGCUCAGUCCCACACUCAAUGGAGAUGUCUCUGUCGCGACUUCACUUGCCAAACUCCCAACAAUGCUCCUCUCCUCUCUCUUCCUCCCUUUCUCUCCCUCCAUGUUUUCAUGUCCCUUGCUCUCAAAGACGUCGGCCACAUACCACUUGGAGCAGCAGCAUUGCUUGCUGCUUGCCCCAGCGGCAGGAAUCUGUUGCUGUUAUUGAGAAAAAUGAGACUAGUACUAGUGUACUGUCUGAAAGAAAAGUGAUUCGUUUCGGUUUGCCUAGCAAAGGACGCAUGGCUGCCGAUACUCUCGAUCUCCUCAAGGAUUGUCAGUUGUUGGUGAAGCAAGUCAACCCUCGACAAUACGUUGCAGAAAUUCCUCAGCUUUCCAACUUGGAAGUGUGGUUUCAACGACCCAAAGACAUUGUAAGAAAGUUGUUGUCAGGAGAUCUGGACCUUGGAAUUGUGGGUUUUGAUACUUUCAGUGAAUAUGGACUGGGAAAUGAAGAUCUUAUCAUUGUUCAUGAUGCUCUUGGAUACGGGGAUUGCCGUUUAUCCCUUGCAAUUCCUAAUCAUGGGAUAUUUGAAAGUAUAAAUUCACUGAGGGAACUAUCACAAAUGCCUCAAUGGACAGCUUCGAAACCUCUGCGAGUAGCUACUGGCUUCACUCACCUUGGUCCUAAAUUUAUGAAGGAUAAUGGGUUCAUGAAUGUGACGUUUUCAACUGCUGAUGGAGCACUGGAAGCUGCUCCUGCGAUGGGGAUAGCUGAUGCUAUUUUGGACCUUGUAAGCAGUGGAACAACACUGAAAGAAAACAACUUGAGAGAAAUUGAAGGUGGAGUUUUGUUGGAGAGCCAGGCCGUUCUUGUUGCUAGGAGAAAAUCAUUGGUCGAACAAAAGGACGUGAGGUGCAGAACAAAAGAGAUUCUAGAAAGGUUUGAGGCUCAUUUGAGGGCGGUUGAUCAGUUCACGGUGACUGCACACAUAAGAGGAAGUAGUGCAGAGGAAGUGGCUGGACGAGUGUGCAGCCAACCAUCUUUGUCCGGAUUGGAGGGACCUACUAUAAAUCCAGUUUUCUGCAAACAUAAUGGAAAGGUUACCCCUGAUUACUAUGCUAUAGUGAUAUGUGUUCCAAAGAAGGCAUUAUACAAGUCUGUGCAGCAGCUGAGAGAGAUUGGAGGCAGCGGUGUUUUAGUUUCUCCUUUAACUUACAUUUUUGAGGAAGUCACGCCAAGAUGGAAGGAGCUUCUUUUAAAACUGGGGUUGUAAUUUAGGGUUCAACCACUUCCUUGCAAAUUUGAGCCGCUCUCAAGGUCGAAAAGCUUUGUCAAGUUUAAUGAAUGAGCAGGAGGGGAAGAAGACACGUGAACAAGCCUCUGGUGACUAAUGAAUUUGGUGACAGUCUGAUUUUUUCAUGUCAUUUUUUUUUCAUGAAUUUAAUC